AUGUUGUCUCGUACAUCAAUUCGUGCAUACAGCACCAUACCUAAUGCCAUUAAGAUUUCUGCUAAAGAUUCAGUAAAUGAUUUAACUAAAUUAGCAGUUGUAAUUGACAAUGCAGGUGCUAAAAAUGGAAAACAUGGUACAUCACAUUUAUUAUCAAAAUUUGCAUUUUUAAGUAAUGCAAAUAAAUCAGCUUUACGUUUCACAAGAGAAUCUGAAUUAUUGGGUGGUGAUUUUUCAGCAAAACCAUCAAGAGAUGCAUUAAUUUUAGAAACUAAAUUUUUAAAACAAGAUUUACCAUAUUAUAUUGAAGAAUUAGGAAAUGUAUUAUCCAACACUAGAUAUACCCGUCAUGAAUUCGAUGAAGUAGUGUUACCAGCUGCUAAAUAUGAAGCACAAUAUGCUCAUUCCCACUCUCUUUUCACUGGGGUAGAUAAAUUACAUGAAAUAUCUUUUAGAAAAGGUUUAGGUAAUCCAUUAUAUUACAAUCCAUCAACACCAAUUGAGGUUGAUGAAUUAGCUCAAUUUGCUGAAGAGAAUUUUACUGGAGAAAAUAUUACCAUAUACGCUGAAGGUGCAGAUGAAGCUGACUUAAGCAAAUUUGUGGAAGAAUCAGCUUUCUCAUACUUAUCAAAAGGAACAAAAAAUGAUACUGUACCAACAACUUUUCAUAAAAAUCAAGAAGCCAGAAUACCUGCCACUGGUGCAUCUACUGCCUUAAUUGGUAUUCCAAUUAAACCAGCUGAUUUCGGUAAAUAUUUGACAUUAGCAGCAGCAAUCGGUACUCAUAAAUUACCAACAAUUACUGGUCCAUUAUCAAAAAUCCCAGGUGCAACAUCACAAGUACAUAAACAUAAAGAAGCUGGUUUAUUUGUUAUAUCAGUAACAGGUAAAGCAAGUGAGGUAGCUGAAGGUAUAAAACAAGCUAAAAAAGUUGCUGAAUCAGUAAGCUCAACUGAUUUACAAAACUCAGUUAAAUUUGCAGAAUUAUCUGUUGCAUUACAAUCUUCAUUAUCAAAACCAUUAGAUAUAAAAGUUUCAGCUUCACAAGCUCCAAUAAAAGAUUUCAAUUAUGUUGCAGUAGGUGAUUUGAAUGUAUUACCAUUUGCUUCAGAUUUGUAA
Messenger RNA from Lodderomyces pseudojiufengensis, 1119 nucleotides. It is a transcript of the gene QCR2, whose product is annotated as ubiquinol--cytochrome-c reductase subunit 2. Gene Ontology annotation, cellular component: mitochondrion. Bases 1 to 1119 code for a protein of 372 amino acids. The record is from RefSeq and is a predicted model, not a curated record. NCBI's taxonomy places the organism in Eukaryota, Fungi, Ascomycota, Pichiomycetes, Serinales, Debaryomycetaceae. Gene Ontology annotation, molecular function: metal ion binding. The transcript has a single exon.